Molecule: messenger RNA, 3566 nt
Organism: Podarcis muralis (Common wall lizard)
Lineage: Eukaryota; Metazoa; Chordata; Lepidosauria; Squamata; Lacertidae
Gene: SEC22C
Product: SEC22 homolog C, vesicle trafficking protein
Biological process (GO): endoplasmic reticulum to Golgi vesicle-mediated transport
Source: RefSeq, a predicted model, not a curated record
CGCUCCGGCCGCCUCCAUCUCUGUAGCCGGAAAUGGACGGGCCGGGCGCGUUUGUUGUGGUGGACGCCGCUUCCUCCGCUGCCUGCGCGGCCGCUGUGACGGCGAGGCCCCGAGGGGAGAGGGCGAGGUUGCCCCCAUGAGUUCUCCUGUGGAGGAUGUCCAUGAUCCUCUUUGCCUGCGUGGUUCGGGUGAGGGAUGGACUUCCACUCUCUGCCUCCACGGACUUCCACCUAGACCAGGACUUCUUGGAGUGCAGGAAGAGGCUCAAGACCUUGUCAUCCAUUCUGACACAGUAUCCAGAGCGUGGGACAGCCAAAGAACGUGACCUCAGUAUACACUUUCAUUCUUCUGGAGACGUGGCCUGCAUGGGGAUUUGCACCAGCAGUUUCCCAGCUGCCAUGGCGUUCUGCUUUCUGGAAGAGCUCCAGUGGGAGUUUGCCACUACCUAUGAUGCCACCAGUGUGGGCCUGGCUUCCAGACCGUAUGCUUUUCUAGAAUUCGACAAUGUCAUUCAAAAAGUCAAAGGCCGUUUCAAUUACACAAACUGCGCACAGACGAAGUUCAACUUGGAAAAGAUCCAGGAAGAGCUCCUCUUGCGGCCUCCUGCACUUGUGAAGUUGGAAGAUGCGGAGCUGAGGAAUGGGAUUGUGAACGGCCACACGGAGCUCCACAUGGAAUCUGGUCCUGCUCACAGAAUGCAACCUGUGUCUGCUUUGGGAAUCUUAUCUCUUGUUCUCAACAUUAUGUGUGGAGCAUUGAAUCUCAUCCGAGGCGUUCACCUUGCAGAGUAUUCAUUUCAGGAAGACCACAAAGGAAUUGGAAAUGUGAUAGCAUUUCUCCUGCCCUUUGUAGCCUGCUUUUUGUUGUGCUGCCUUUACCUGUUCUACAGUUCAGCCAGGAAGAUAAAGGUCUUUGUACUUUUCGUCACAAUCUGUCUAUGCAACAUCUACCUGUAUGGGUUAAGGAACAUCUGGCAGAUACUUUUCCACAUAGGAGUGGCUUCCCUUUCUUCCCAUCAGAUACUGACACGGCAAGUUGUGGAGAAACAGCCAGACUUUGGAGUAUGAAAACGAUCGUGGAAUACCAGCUGCGGGUUGUUGUUUUUUAAAAAAUGUUUGGUUUGGGAAAGGGGGUGUUUAACACUGGUCAAAACCAGCUUGUGUAAAAUGGCGAGGGUUUUUUUUGUCACCCAGCCUUUCCCAGAAGAAUGGGUUUUAGCCCACAGUUGUGGGUUUAUUGAAGCUCAAGGGAACAGGCAUAUACUGUGUCCAACUCAAGGCAGGGUCCUUUGAGCACCAGUUCUUUUCAGAUCAACGCACAUAAUCUAGAGAAUGAUCUGGAUGCCCUUGCCGGAGUGAAGCAGAGCCGAGGGCCUGAUGGGUCCUACCUGUUCUGGGAUUCCGGGAGAAAGAUAGGCUGCAGUUUCCAGCAACCAUAAAACAAAUAAUCUGAUCUGUAGUGUCCUGCAAGCAGAGAGCAGGAGAGCUCUAGACAACCCCAGAACAUCAGUCCAUGCCCCACUGGAGAAGGCAAGCCAUACAGGGAUGGUGAUUGUUGCUUUCACGCUGAACCCCCCCCCCCUAAAUACGUUCCAGUCAGUCAAAUACCCACACGGCACCACAAAGGCCAGGCUUUCGACUCCUACAAGUUUAAGACACAGGUAGAGCUAAUAGAAUGGUUCGUGGCUUUUUUAUGGCAAAGAUGGCUUUAAAUGGUAGGCAGCUUGUUGUGACUACGCUAGGGGAGUAGCAACUGAUAUAAUCUCGAAUGCAGAUUAUAGAUGCCGUUUGCAUGCAUUUAGGUUAAUAGUAAUGAACGAGUUGUUGGGCAAACGCUUUGUAUGUAUUAGAGGUAACAGGAGGAAAAGGCUAAAGAGCUGAAUAGGAGGUUUAUCAGUAGAAGGUGGUCCAUUGGGGCAAAUAGGCACUGCCCCACCAGCCCAGGUGUGCUCUCAGCCAGGCCUCACCUGCCUGCUUUUUUGCUCGCAAGCUGUCCAGAAACUGGCUCUGUCAGCUUCCUCCUCCUCCUCCUCUUUCGUCUCAGUGUUGCUCUUGUGUAACUCAACAGGAAGGAGGAUGGGGGCAAAAAUAGAGUUGAUUGGUUCUGCCUGUCAUUCACCUGCUUUUGGGCUCCCUGCCUUCUGCCCUACCAGUCCCAACAUACACCCCCCAUCAGCGGUGUUGAUGUUCCUUUGCAAAUCAUCCAGGCGGACGUUCCUUGCACAUCCUAUUCAGCACUUUUCCUUCCUGGCCUGUGUGUUGUUUGUACAAAGGCACUGGAGGUAGAACAGGGUAAAAAAAAGAGGUCCGUUGGCAGAACAGACAAGUGGGAGAUAUCAGCACCAGGCAUUGUCUCACUGAUGGGGAUCAUUUGCUCCCUAUGCAGAUAAAAACAUUUCAGCUGAACUGAACAGCUUUUAAAUAGCAACCAGGGUGCAAGUUGUCUGCCAGCAACAGCACUGGUUUAGGGUGGCCUCCGGAAACUGGUGCAUCUGUUGGGAUUCUUAAAGAGUUCUAGCUUUCACUUAAAUAAACGAAAAUGUUUCUAGUGGUGUGGGCUAAGGAAAUGAGACUAAAAAGAGAGAGAGCGAUAGUCUUCUGACAAGUCUAUAGAGAAGGGAAACAAGCCUGGACUCCAGUUCCAGUUCUCUGCCUUCCUGUCUUGCAGCCCACACCUUUUAAAAAGAGAAAGCAACUUGCUCUAUGGGAGAGGCUCCCAAUAGCCUCCCUAAUGCAGCUUUCCGUGUGCAGAAAAUUUCCCGAAGGAACUUUCAAUCUCCCUUUCAUGGUCCGCCCUGAUACAAUUCAGGCACAUUUAUUAACUUUUGUAAGAAUAUAUGAUUCAUAUUAAUGGAAGCUAUUGCCCUGUAACUGAGACUAGAGCAGGUUCUCUCUCUCCUGAUACUCUUAUUGCGGCUCAUUGGGUGUAUUUAAGAUUUGUGAACAGAGUUUAAUUUAAGAGCAUGCACUUUUGAAAGUAGUAACUAGAACCUGUGCUCCUCUCAGCCUCUGCUGCACUGUACAGUCCGGUAUUUAAUGUGUAGAAAUAUGCCAGCGUUUACACCAUUUGUGAACCCCUUUUUGAUAACUUUUGGAACAAAGUUUGUCGUGUAAAGUUUUGAUGCAGUUUUUCUCGGUGACGGAUUAAGAUGUUUUACAGGACACUCUCUUACUUGUGAUAGUUUGGGGUUAGAGUCAUUUGUUGGACUGCAAACCAUUCCCACAUUCAUUCUCACUGCAUAUCCUGCAGGACUCAUCCCCCUACUCAGGAUUUUGUAUUUUCUCUCUUGACUAUGAGAGAGAGGGGAAACGGAUGGAGAGAAUUAACUUUCUUAGUCUGCAGACAGCUGGAGGUGCGAACUGAAGAAAUUAAUAAUUCUCUAAAAUCUGUUGGUAGCUCACACUGAGACUUCAUUGUGUAUUUAAUAGCUGACACCCACCUCAAGUCACAAAAGCAACUCACAUAAUCUCCUGCUUCCCCUUCACUACCAAAACCACUGCCUCUCCUCUGCCUGCUAUCCCAAAUACAUCUUGUUCCCCUUCAGAUUUCAGCAUAUCAGUGGAAUG